AGCAGCAGCAGCGGCAGCGGCAGGAAGAAAAAGAAAAAUCCUCAUUUUGAAGAGACUUUUCUAAAUAAGAAGUAGAAGAAAUGGCCACCAAGGAAAAGCUGCAGUGUUUGAAAGAUUUCCACAAGGACAUCUUGAAACCAUCCCCUGGCAAGAGUCCAGGAACCCGGCCUGAGGAUGAGGCUGAAGGGAAGCAACCACAGAGGGAAAAGUGGUCAAGCAAGGUUGACUUUCUGUUGUCCGUGGCGGGUGGCUUCAUCGGUUUAGGUAACGUCUGGCGUUUCCCGUAUCUCUGCUAUAAAAAUGGUGGAGGUGCAUUUCUUAUACCUUACUUCAUUUUCUUGUUUGGGGGUGGCUUGCCCGUGUUUUUCCUGGAGGUUGCUCUAGGCCAAUACACCUCCGAAGGUGGAAUUACUUGCUGGAACAAGAUCUGCCCUUUUUUUAGUGGAAUUGGUUAUGCCUCCAUCGUGAUUGUGACCCUCCUGAACAUCUAUUACAUCGUCAUUCUGGCAUGGGCAACCUACUACCUGUUUCACUCAUUUCAGAGUGAGCUCCCUUGGUCCCUCUGUCAUGAGUCAUGGAACACUCCAAAUUGCUUGGAAGACAACCUGCGGAAUAACAAGACAGUCAUGGCGAAUUUCAAUGCCACCAACGUCACCUCGCCCGUCACCGAAUUUUGGGAGCGCAAUGUGCUGAACUUGUCCAAGGGAAUUGACCAUAUUGGCCAAUUGAAGUGGGACCUGGCCCUCUGCCUCCUCUUGGUCUGGAUCAUUUGUUUCUUCUGCAUUUGGAAAGGAAUCAAGUCAACUGGGAAAGUUGUAUACUUCACAGCUACAUUCCCCUUUCUCAUGCUUCUUGUGCUGUUAAUACGUGGAAUCACCCUUCCUGGAGCUGCCUCUGGCAUCAAGUUUUAUUUGUACCCUGAUGCCGGUCGUCUGUUGGAUCCACAGGUCUGGAUUGAUGCUGGGACCCAAAUCUUCUUUUCCUAUGCUAUUUGCUUGGGGGCAAUGGUCUCGCUGGGAAGCUAUAACAACUACAAAUACAACUGCUACAGGGACUGUAUGCUGCUGGGAUGCCUGAACAGUGGUACCAGUUUUGUGUCUGGCUUCGCAAUUUUUUCCGUCCUGGGCUUCAUGGCACAAGAACAAGGGGUGGACAUUGCAGAUGUGGCCGAGUCAGGUCCAGGCUUGGCCUUCAUUGCCUACCCGAAAGCUGUGUCAUUGAUGCCGCUGCCCAUGUUUUGGGCCAUUCUUUUUUUUAUUAUGCUUCUGUUGCUUGGACUGGAUAGCCAGUUUGUUGAAGUUGAAGGUAUGAUCACAUCAUUGGUUGAUCUGUACCCAUCCUUCCUAAGGAAGGGUUACCAUCGGGAAAUAUUCAUUGCUAUAGUGUGUCUCGUUAGCUACCUUGUGGGCCUUUCUAUGGUGACUGAAGGUGGCAUGUAUGUGUUUCAACUCUUUGACUACUAUGCAGCUAGUGGUGUAUGCCUUUUGUGGGUUGCAUUCUUUGAAUGUAUUGCUGUUUCCUGGGUAUAUGGCGCUGAAACUCUUUAUGAUCACAUUGAAGAUAUGAUUGGAUAUAGACCUGGGCCCUGGAUGAAAUGGAGCUGGUAUGCAAUCACACCAAUUCUUUGCGCUGGAUGUUUCGUCUUCUCUCUGGUUGUACAUAUACCACUGACCUACAACAAGGUGUACACCUACCCUCAAUGGGCCAUUGGCCUCGGCUGGUGCAUGGCCCUCUCUUCCAUGUUAUGCAUCCCCUUCUUUGCGAUUUACCGGUUGAGCAAGGCAAGAGGAUCACUCAUGGAGAGAUUUAGGGAAACGAUUACCCCGAAACCCAUGCCACAGUGGUCCCGUGACUCCGAAGGGGCCACACCAUUCUGUUCCAGGAGCAAUUCAAAUGGCAACAUCAUGAAACCCACCCAUAUCGUCGUGGAGACCAUGAUGUGAGCUCUCUCUGUGAGAGGAGAAACCUGCUUUAACUGCCGUUUACUAACCUUAGAUUCUCAUAGUACCAGGUUUACAGAGCUUUCUAUUUGCACUAGGAUUGGAUUUUUUUUUUUUUGUUUUUUUUUUCCCUUGUUUGUUUUUUCAUUCUCACAGAGAAAGUUAUUUUUCGUGUGUGCGUGCGCGUGUGUGUGUUGUAUUUUUUUUUAAGACUAUUUUAUAAGGUAACCACAUGCAGGCGUCUCCAAGGAGACUGAGCUUUCAUAUCAAAUUAGAUGUAUUACAGGAAUUUGUUAAUUUUUUUAUGUCAAGCUAUGAUUAUAUACCUUUACCACUUGAAUCGAUCUUCUUGCCAGCAAUAUAUUCAGUUUCUAAAGCAAUCUCCAGGUGCUGGUGUGGUUGGGAGAUGGAUCAUACACAAGAGCUCUAGGGUAAACUUUGUCCCAAAGAACAAAAAGGAAGACUAUUCUGAGCAUUUCAAAGGUGUAGUACCUUCUGAGUGUGGUUCAGACAGGAACAAAAAUGGCAGGUGGAGAGGACCGGGCCAGCCAGCCAGUCAUGUUGGCCAUGGUGAAAAGUGAAGGAGGCAUUGGAAAUGAAGCCAAUAAAAGCUUGGAUAUUGGAGCUUCAUUAUCCUUGUGUUGUAGCUGAGGAGAGAGAUGCACACACACAAAAGCUAACACUGAGAAUGAAACGGGAACCUCCAACCCUCAUAAAAGCAACAAAAGAAGUGGCCUUCUCUUAGAGUUUACGCCAGAGGUAUAGCCACUGAAGACUUUCUAAGAGUAGUAAGCACCUCUAUUUCAGCUAAUUUUUUUUAAUAAAGUCAAAAAAUGGAAUGAUAAACUAGACUUUGGGAAAUUCUCAUUGUUUAAAAAAAAAAAGCCACCCUACAGUCUCAAAGAAUUCAAUACAGCAAUCAUGUUUUAAAAUGAGAAACCAGUAAAGGAGUUUAUAGCCCUCUGAUAUAGACUAUAACUCAUCAGUGGCAAAGAUUUUUCCCUCCCUUGAGUUUUGCCUAGUAAGCCAUUUUGUUGGGUUGUCUCCACCCAUCCCAAUGGAAUUAGGCUCUCCAGCCUUUCUGACCGAGCCUGGGCAUAAAAGAUGGCAAGUUGCAGGGACCAGAACUCUUGGUAGGGUUUUGGUGGCAACUGUCAGGCUGACCCACUACCAAUUUUUGGGCCAUUCUAGAAUUGCUCAUCCACAUUCAGCCUUGAUCUUCAAAUAAUUGGCUUUCUUCUAGUGUGCUCAGGUUCCAGGAAGCCCUAAGGAGAGGUCGUCUUUGCUGAAUCAUUGGGGAACACCUUGCUUCUUGAAGGGUUUUGUUUCAGCUACAGGGUCCAUAUUUGCUUCCAUAAUAUCUCCUUUUUGUUGUUUUUUUUCCAAUUUGUUUUUUUUUUUGUUUAUUUUUUUUAAUGGAAACAUACCUGGUUCUUGACAUUCCUAAAAAUCAUAAAUCUCUACCCACCAUUGUGGUGUGGCCUUCUUAAACCAAAUCAUACAUUUGAUGAGUCACUGAGAUACAGGGAUGAGGGAGAAGAGUGCAAGUGGACCAAAGAAAGUUUAAUGUGUGCAAUUGGGACCUGCCUUGGGUUGGGGGUUUUCGAGUCAGGUUUUAGGGAAAUGGCAGUCACUAAAAACCAAUGUGCUGUUACUCUUUCUAGCAUUUCCCAGUCUUAUCUCUUCAACCUCCUCUUUCCACCUCCAAGUAUUUAUGUUUAAAAGAUGUGGAAAUGGAAUCCUCCCACCACAGUCUAUAACUAAGUCUUCUUGGAGUUAGGAGUCGGGGAAGGCACCUACUUACCUUAUGCCCCAGCAAUUAGUGAUACACUUUGGCAGAGUCAAUUCCUUACCUCCUGGAUGUUUGUGUUGUCCACUGGACACCUAUCCAUAUCCAGCCACAGCCCAAACAGGGAGAUAGCAUGUGGAUUGCAACUUAGCCUUCUAGGCAGUGAUGCUAAAAGAAUCUUUCUUAGAAGUAAACCUCUGGUUUGCCUGUGCCCUUGGCCCUGCCUAGACCCAGAGAAAAGGGAGAUUUCCACGUCAUGGGGUAAUAACCAUGGUCCAUGUCACAGUACCAGGAUGGGACGUGGGAGCAGGCGUGCAGUCUUAAUUUCCAUCCUAAAGUGAAAGUCCUUGGCAGCCCUUGUUAGAUGCUACAGUAGCAAAACGCUAAUUUUUAGGAUGCUACCUGUGUUGUUUACACAUACACUACAUAGCUAUAACAAUAGAUGGAGGGAAGUGGGAGAGGGAGAAAGGGAAGAACUAGGGGAUAGGACAAUGAAGAAAAAUGUUUAGGUAUUAAGAUUUUCAGUGGGGCCAACACCCCAACAAAAUAUUUCCCCAACUCCCCAUAGGGUGAAUAAUUAUGUUCCGCCAUGAACCAGAGGAUGUGGUACUACACUUUUAAAAUCAUCACUAAGGAGACACCAGCCCCAUUUGUAACUUGAACUGUGCCAUUCAAAUCAAUUGCUUCCAAGUUCAGAGUAUAUUACCAAAAACAAACAAAAAAAAAAGGGUUUCUUAAGUGUCACACACAUAUGCAAUGACCUCAUUGUAUGAAGUGAAGUGUAUGAAGUGAAGUGUUUUUUGUUUUGUUUCUGUUUUUCCUGGGAUAAGGUACUCUGGCCCUGGUGGAAGAGUUCAGCCUGGUUACGUAGACAAGGCUGGAUUCUCAGAGAGCAGGUUCUCACUAAGAAAACCUACCCUCCAUCCCUGACUCCAAACACAGAGAGCUGUUUGGAGCAUGUCCUCUUGGACGGGUGGUGGAGGGGAGAGGGCAGUGCUUUUCAAAUACUCUUAUCUGUUCUAAAUGUCACCCAUUAGAAAUCCACACAACCCCUAAAAUGAUAUUCUGCCAAAUGUAACUCAUAAUCCAAACUCUUUAACAAUUCUAUUAUGUUUGUAUUUUUCUAAGUAUUUAUGAUUGUAAGUGUGUUUUCCCCCUGCCCCCCAGAUUUCCUUUGUAGAAAUGUGAUCUCUGUUGUAUACGACUUUAGUGAAUUAACCAUUCAGCAUGAUUGGGGAUGGGUGAAAUAAUUUGUAAAAAGUUGCCCCUCCUGCCACCCCUUUCACCCUCCAAAACCAGAUCUGAACCUAGUCAGCCACUGCUUUUUGGCCUUCAUCCUGGCUAGGAAGUAGAAACAUGGGGUGGAAAAUGGCGGUAUUCUGAACCCUUCCUAAAUUAGCACAUUCUGCGACUGGCCUGAGAAAGGUCUCAUCUUUCAAGAUCCUCAGGCCAGCCAUUUUUCUAGACCAAAGAUUUCUAGACAAAGCUCUCAGCCAGCAUCUGGACGACUGGCUACUCCAGCUGAUGACAUUUUCAGAAACCUUUAUUAUUUCACCCAUCAUCAAACAUGAUCUCUCUCUUAUGACUAUUCUGUCUGUAUAGAACACGACUCCAUGGAUAAUAUGUGUAAUAAUGGUCAACUUUUAUAUAUUCAUUUAUCUACAUAAAUCAAACUUUAAUUAGCAUUCUGAUGAGUCUGGUCCAACUAUGUCUAAGUACGUGAAAUAUGGGCCCUCUGAAUGGUGAGAGGCCCAGAUGCGGUUGAAACACCAUUUUUCAUGGAACUUAAACCAAAGGAAUGCACUGCCUUCACCAUUUUUUCUCCCUACCUUUCUAGGGAGAUGCCCCAGGUUGUAAGACCUUGGAGGGUAAGAAGAGAAUAAUUGGUAGGAAAGGAAUAAAAAAAAGAUAAAAGAAGCCUUUGGAAUCAAAGGAGAGACGCUUGGAUGAAUAUUAGCUGAAAUGAACUUGAUCGAAUGAGAUGAGUAUCUUUCUCUUCAGAGAGGGUCCAAAGAUUCAUAGAAUAUAAGAGAUGGAAGGACCUUGAGGAUGAUCCAGCCCAGUCCCUCAUUGGACAGAGGAGGGAACUAAGGCUCAAAGGAGGUAGUAACUUGAUCAAUGACCACAUCAAAUCAGUGGUAGCCCGGUGGUUCUAGAACUUAGAUUCUCCCAUCUCCUAUCAUCCUAGUGCUGAGCUUUUUAAUUUUUUUUCCACCACUCUACCUUCAUCCUCAUGGUAAUUGAUGCUUGGGCCUCAUCUGAAAUCUAAAUUAAUAUAGAACAAUACAAUUCUCCUGUUUAAUUGGUCUUGCAAAUACUUUCUUGUCUGCUAUCACCAAAUGUUAUUAAAAUGGGAUCAAGACAAGUUGAAAAAUUAGUUGACAAAAUUAAAAUAUCUGUAAAAAGCCUGGGAAGUUGAGAGUUGGAAGGACCCAUAAGAACAUCGAAUCUUAGAGUCAAAAGAGACUUGAGAGCAUAAACUUGUUAGCACUAGAAGGAGUGUUAGGACAGUGAAUGCUAGAACUGAAAGAAUUCUUUGAAUCUCAGAGGGUCAGUGCUAGAAAAGAACAUUUUUUAAGAGGAGAAACGGAAGGUCUCAAAAAAAGAAGGGACUCACCAAAGGUUUCACAAGUGGCAAGCAGAGUGCCCGACUCCACCUAUAAUACCUUAAUCCUUAUUAUUUACUCCUAUUAGAAGAAUCAGAAGUUAUAUCCUUCUUCCUCAUGCUUCUUCAUUUGACAUUUAAAUUGAGUCAAAGAUAGCAAAGUCCCAUCCAACUCAUAGACUAGAUUUCACAUCUAUCAAGUGUGUCAAGAUGGAUGUUGAAUUAGAGGGACUCUUUUCUUUUUUAUUUCUUAGAAAGGAGGGUGCCAAGCAGCAAACAGAGAAGGAAGAUGCUUGCCUUUGCUACUUCCCUCACAUUGAGAAUCCUGGCAAAACCCAGAGAGAAUAGUGUAGUGUUCCUAUUAUGACAAGCAAAUCUUAAAGAAUGAUCUGCUGUUGGGGAUCUACUCAUCAUCCCUCAGGUCCCCUCCAGCUUAACAAGCAGUAUGAUUCUGUGACUUGCUGGGCCCUUCCUUGAAGCUAAUUAUUCAUGAUUUAAGUUUUUCCCAGGGAUGCUCAUUCCUUCCCACAAUCCUACCAAACAUGGUAAAUCAGAGAAUCAUCUUUUGCAGAAAUUAGAACAAACAAUAAAUGUAUUCAAAUAAGGUCCAAAAUAGCUCAAAUACCAAGAAGGAAACAGUAGUGGUGAAAACAAAAAAGCCUGAGAAACAUUUGAAGAAAAGGUUGGAAUUGGAGGAUAGCAAAUGUGAAGAGUGGAGAGCUAUAGCUCCCCUUUGGCCGAUCCCAUUCAUUUGUUUUGCAAUGAGGUGCUGAUUUUGAUCUACACAUCUCUAUACAUGUGGACCUGUUCUCAGUUCAAGUUCACUGCCCACUGGAAAUAGCCAUGCAGCUGCCAGAUUUUUCUAUAGACACUUCUCAGAGAUUAUAGAGCUUUGGUGGGAUCCUUUCCCAUGCUCCCUUUACACCUCUGCUGCUUCUCAAACUCCUUCCAUUGGCUUCCUAUCCUGACCCACAGACCCUCUAAUGAUCCCACCACCCUCAGCUUUUUCAUAUCUCCUCCCUUUCUUUAAGGCAACAAAUAACUGGCAAGUUGUAUUGCUCCGAGUAUUCUCUUCAGUGCUAGUGGGCCUGUGCCCACCCACCUUUGCCCUCAGGGCUCCCUUCUUUGUCCUUGUGUUUUUAAGAGGUCAUGGACCCAUUAAGGGUCUCAAAUGACAGACAGGGACACACAGGCAGAGCUUUUGAAGCAAACCCCAACCAGCAUCUCCAGGUGUGCUUUCAAUAGUGAGUGAGGGAAGACCCCGUCAAGUAAGGGGCCUAAAUAUCUACCCCACUGGACAUUCACCAUUCAGCAAGGAUCAGACUCAGAAUGGACAAAGGUCCCCCCAGAGAGGGGGACCCAAGGCACAAAGCAAGCAUGAAACUGAACUGAUAUAGACCUCUUUUAGCAUGUGACCAGGUUUUAGGAAAUCUCAAUUUUGGAAUCAGAUUCUGUGUGGGUGUUGUAAAUAAUUUUGUGUCUGACAAAAAAGCAAACAAAAAACAAAAACAGGAGGAAAAUACUCAAAUCUUGGAGGAUUUGGGGGCCAAUCGGAGACAGAGAAUCACAGACUCUGAGGGCAGAAAACUAAUCCAUUUAUUCCUCACUACAAGAAACACCAGGAGGUGUCCUCCCUGGGUGCUGGAGGCAGCCAGGUCAAGUUUUCCCUGGGAUGCCUGUUUCAAAAGGAAGCCGUUCCUCAUUGUUGUAUUGUGAAUGUUACCACUGAUGCUUCCAGAGUUUUGCUACAUCAGAUGUGACAUCUCGUCUAUGUAUCUGGCUUAAAAAAACAAAUGUGGGUUCCUUUAAAAAAAAAAAAAGUCAUAGUAACUGUGACCGUAUGAUUAUUAGCACAUCAGAAAGUGGGGAUUUUUCUAUUUCCUCCUUUCAAAAACAAAUCUGUCUGAAUAAUCUGAACUUUUUUAAAACUUUAAAGAUAUUUUUAAGACAUUUUCAGCUUUUUUUAAAUUAAAAAAAAAUUCACGAGAGACUGUUCCGAACAGGAAUAUUUGUAUUUGAACAAGAUUUUUGGCAUGUAAUUCAGUCUUGCAGUAUACAAGCUUUGUGUAUAAAUGUUUGAUGAUAAGAAUCUCUGUUUGUACUUGGCAGGUUUUUUUUUUCUGUUUUGCUUUUUAGAUAAUAUGUAUAUCGAUAUUUUUAAGUCAUCUUUGCUUUUUUUUUUUUUUAGAGGAGUUUGUAAUCACCUUAUAACAGAUAAAAAUAAACCUUUCCUUUAUAAAUCCAAA
This is a messenger RNA of Gracilinanus agilis (Agile Gracile Mouse Opossum), 8580 nucleotides long. RefSeq names its product solute carrier family 6 member 6 (gene SLC6A6). Gene Ontology annotation, biological process: neurotransmitter transport; taurine transmembrane transport; sodium ion transmembrane transport. The record is from RefSeq and is a predicted model, not a curated record. Bases 81 to 1943 code for a protein of 620 amino acids. The transcript has 15 exons. Gene Ontology annotation, cellular component: plasma membrane. Lineage: Eukaryota; Metazoa; Chordata; Mammalia; Didelphimorphia; Didelphidae. Gene Ontology annotation, molecular function: taurine:sodium symporter activity.